Messenger RNA from Alnus glutinosa, 1843 nucleotides. Its product is annotated as extensin-2-like. The record is from RefSeq and is a predicted model, not a curated record. The coding region runs from base 38 to 1507 and encodes 489 amino acids. Lineage: Eukaryota; Viridiplantae; Streptophyta; Magnoliopsida; Fagales; Betulaceae. The transcript has a single exon.
GUUACUUUGCAAGUCUAAGUACUUAUCUUUCCACUGCAUGCUAGAGAUGGGUACCUCGAGACACCGGGGCAGUUGGCCUCAACUGGUAUCCGCAAUAGCAUUUUGCCUCAUAGCCACUACUGUGGUGGCCAAUGAGCCUUACAUUUAUGCCUCACCACCUCCUCCAUAUGUUUACAAGUCACCACCCCCUCCAUCGCCAUCUCCUCCACCACCUUACCUUUACAAAUCACCACCUCCACCAUCACCAUCACCACCACCACCUUACGUUUACAAAUCACCACCCCCACCAUCAUCAUCACCACCACCUCCAUAUGUUUACAAGUCGCCACCUCCUCCAUCUCCCUCCCCACCGCCUCCUUACGUUUACAAAUCCCCUCCACCACCAUCUCCAUCACCUCCCCCUCCCUAUGUCUAUAAAUCACCACCUCCGCCGUCUAAAUCCCCACCUCCUCCAUACGUCUACAAAUCUCCUCCUCCUCCAUCACCAUCACCUCCUCCCCCAUAUGUCUAUAAAUCACCACCUCCCCCAUCUAAAUCCCCACCUCCACCAUAUGUCUACAAAUCGCCUCCUCCUCCAUCACCAUCACCUCCUCCCCCAUAUGUCUACAAGUCGCCUCCACCUCCAUCACCUUCCCCUCCACCUCCUUACAUUUAUAAAUCACCACCGCCUCCAUCUAAAUCCCCACCUCCUCCAUAUGUCUACAAAUCCCCUCCUCCUCCAUCACCAUCACCUCCUCCCCCAUAUGUCUACAAGUCCCCUCCACCUCCAUCACCUUCCCCUCCACCUCCUUAUAUUUAUAAAUCACCACCUCCUCCAUCUAAAUCCCCACCUCCACCAUAUGUCUACAAAUCACCCCCUCCUCCAUCCCCAUCACCUCCUCCCCCAUAUGUCUACAAGUCGCCUCCACCUCCAUCACCUUCGCCUCCUCCUCCUUACAUUUACAAAUCACCACCUCCUCCAUCUAAAUCCCCACCUCCUCCAUAUGUAUACAAAUCCCCUCCUCCUCCAUCACCAUCACCACCUCCCCCAUAUGUCUACCAGUCGCCUCCACCUCCACCUCCAUCACCUUCCCAUCCACCUCCUUACAUAUAUAAAUCACCACCUCCUCCAUCUAAAUCCCCACCUCCUCCAUAUGUCUACAAAUCCCCUCCUCCUCCAUCACCAUCACCUCCUCCUCCAUAUGUCUACAAGUCGCCUCCACCUCCAUCACCUUCCCCUCCACCUCCUUACAUAUAUAAAUCACCACCUCCUCCAUCUAAAUCCCUACCUCCUCCAUAUGUCUACAAAUCCCCUCCUCCUCCAUCACCAUCACCUCCUCCCCCAUAUGUCUACAAGUCGCCUCCACCUCCAUCACCUUCUCCACCACCUCCUUACAUCUAUAAAUCACCACCUCCUCCAUCUAAAUCCCCACCUCCUCCAUAUGUCUACAAAUCACCUCCACCUCCAUCACCAUCACCUCCACCUCCUUACAUUUACAAAUCACCCCCACCUCCAAAAGGCUAUUAAGUUUAGAUGGAACACCUAAAUGGGUUUGAAGUAUUGCAAUAAUAUUUACUUUCCUUGGAUGUUAUAAAUUUUUUUAGCGUUGUAAUAUUCAGAAAAAAAAAAAGAAAAAGAAAACUGUAUUUGUGUAAAAUAAGGUUCUUAAAUGGAGAUCCUUUAGGAUCUAUAAAUAUGAAGCACACCCAUUGUUCCAUUUUCCAUAAGCAAUAUUGUAAGCAAGGAAUUCAAGUUCUGCAAGGAAUUCUAUGUAUUAGUAUUUCUAUUCUGAACGACAAAAUGUUGUCAUGCAUUGUUAUUCCAGAGCAGGGUAAUAAAUAUUUUGUUGUUAUUUUUCUUUCA